AUGAGCGUGCUCCUCACUCACCUGCUCACCUCGAAUGAGCCCCCACACUCGUCGUCAGAGUGCCAGUCGACCUAUGAUCUCCUUACCUCCGCCCAGGCUGUCCUAGCCUCUGUCGAGACAGAGAUUACCGCGCUCAAUGCCUCUCUUGCCAUGGCGCUAUCGCGACGAGACGCGACGCUCCAAUCUAUUGCCCGGCAUCGCGCGAUACUGUCACCCAUCCGCUACCUCCCCACCGAGAUCCUGCAGCACAUCUUCUCUUUGAUCAACCCUCCUGCGGACGCUUUCGCGCAACGGUCCUGGGAAUCGGACUUCCGCGCGCCCUGGGCUGUGGGCGUCGUCUGUAGGGCUUGGCGGCAGGCAGCGCUGGGACAUCCCGGCCUGUGGUCUGUGCUUACUCUGACCGAGAGGGUACCCAAAGCUAUGUUGCAUACCCGCCGGCAGAUGCUGGAAGUGCAGUUGGACAGAAUCUCGGGCUGCACGGAGUUGGGCGCACAUGUGCUGCUUUGGGGGAGGCCGGACGAUGAUCUGUUUGACCUCCUUCUGAGCUUCUCUGGCAGAUGGGAAUCACUGCGCUUCAACUUCGAAUCCUGCGCGGGGUCGAAUAUCUGGCCGCGACGGGUUAAUGCCCUCGACUCCGUGCUGAGCGGAGCUUCCUUCCCCAAGUUGCGCACCAUCGAAAUCAUCGGGAGUGUCCCUGGUGCUAUACCCGCCGUCCUAGCUUCCGCACACAACCUUCGAGAGCUGCGCUUCAGGCAGCACAAACAAUCCGCGAACUUGCUUCGCUUGAGUGGAGUGCCACUUGCACAGCUGACGCAUCUGGAGGUGCCGUAUCUCGGGCGCACCGAGGCUCUGAACGUCCUCAGCUGCACGCCCCACCUGAUCGAGUGUGUGCUUUCCACUGCCAAGCGCCACGGAUGGAAUGUCGCACCCGAUCAACAGUACUUCGAGCCGGGCAGCAUCAAGCUGCCUUAUCUCAGGCGCUUUUGCUACCACACCCACGACACCGACACCGACAUCUUGCCGUUCUUGGACUUGCCGGCGGUCGAGGACCUAAGCCUGCACCGUUCGAGUGCAGAUUCGCUUGUGCGAUAUCUCCUGUCUCAAAGCUCCCCUUCCGCAAUCCGCCGGCUCUCGAUGUGGGAAUGCACCAAAGCGACUGCGUCCAACUUGCUUGCGAUGUGUUUAGACUGCCUCCCGUGGUUGCAGUUCCUACUGGUCGACUCCACCAACGGGCAAGAAGGACUCGAGCUUCUGCAGAGUCUCAAUACGGGAGAACGAUGCCCGUCUCUCGAAUCGCUCGUGUAUUCGUCCGAACUCAAUUGCCAGACAUUCGACGCGUUCAGAACACUCGUUGCGACCCGAGGACGACGAGGAAAUGGCGCCGGGAGGCUGAGCUAUCUGCGCAUAUUCCAGUCUCCCCCAACGUUCUUCUCGCCAGAGAUGUCCUGUUUCUCCGAAGAGGCUGCAGCGAUGAAACAGUCGUUUGGGGUGGACACCGCCCUGCUCAGGUCCCACGAAAUCGCAGUUUCAAAACGGUCUUGGUGUCUCUGA
Molecule: messenger RNA, 1551 nt
Organism: Mycena citricolor
Lineage: Eukaryota; Fungi; Basidiomycota; Agaricomycetes; Agaricales; Mycenaceae
Source: the annotation of a GenBank genome assembly